UACUGUAAUGGAUGGGGAACCAAUUAAAAUUUCAUGUAUAAUCGAGGGCCAGCCUUGGCCGCAUAUAGAUUGGUAUCAUGAUGGUGAAUCUGUUCAAAGAGCUAGAGAUAUAACAGUAGCCCGACAAGAAUCAGGAUUAUGUGAAUUGUGCAUAAAAGAAGCUUUUCCUGAAAUGUCUGGAACAUACUCCUGUGUAGCAACCAAUGAAUAUGGAAGUUGUAACUGUGAAUGUACGGUUUACAUUGAAGCCUAUGAGUAUGUGCCAAGUGCUUCAGAGGAAGAUAUUCUAAGCGACGAGAAAACAAGUGACAUAGAAGAAUUUGCUCCACGUAUUGUGAAAGCAUUGCCUACAGUUGUCUCCACAACCGUAGGUGAACUAACCAGAUUGGAAGCGAAGGCCAUUGGUAUGCCCAAACCUCAGGUUAGGUGGCUGAAGCAAGGUGUGGAGAUCGUUCAGUCUCAAGAGUACCAAAUUGAGGAAAUGGAGGAUGGUACCUCGAUACUCAUUAUACCUGAAGUGUACCAAGAUGACACUGGGGAAAUAGUGUUCGAAGCUUACAAUGCCCUUGGAGAAACCUCUACCAUUGCUGCUCUGUCCGUUGAAAGUAUAAUUGGAACUAAGGAGUACAGAAAACCGGAAUGGGUUACUCACAUGGAAGAACUUCAAGCCGCAUUAAAAGCUACUCAAUCCGUACCAACCUUUGUGAAGGAUAUCUUAGGUGAAAGAGUCGAUGAAGAAGAAGCGGUUACCUUUGAAGCUGUGUAUAGUGGAAAUCCUACUCCAGAAAUAAUUUGGUACAAGGAUGAUAAAGUUAUUCGGACUGAUGAACGGUUCACUAUUGAAAAUAAGGAUAACCGCACAACGUGCACUGUCAAAAAAUGCGUAAAGGAGCUAGAGGGAACAUAUAUGUGCAAAGCAGUAAGCGAUAUAGGAAUGGCUAUCACCAAGGCCAAAUUACAAGUCUGGGGAGCUGCUGAAAAGUCUAGAAAGGCUAAACUGAAAGACAAAAAAGAAAAAAUUGCCAAAGCUGUCAAACAAGUAGUAAGAGAAGAAAUAGCUACAGAAGUUCAAGAAGAGGCACCAGUUGUUGAAAAACCUAAAACCAUUAAGAAAGUUGAUAAAAAAUCCGCAAAAACAGUUAUUUCUGAAGCUGACCAUGUGGAAACUGUUGACGUUGCCACUUAUAAGAAGGUUGAUAAAAAAGAAACAAAACCAAAACCAAAAGAAGAAAAAGCUGAGCCGAUUGUCACUCCUCACGACUAUUUGGUAUCUUCCCAAACCGAGAAAGAAGAAACUGUUCAACCCUUGGAAGAAUCGUAUGAAGCCCAAAAGGGUAUAAUAAAAAUGGUAGAAAGUGAUUCACGUGUCGUAGCAGAGAUCAAUGAAUUGUUGGAAGUUAUUAAUGCUAAAGAAUUUGGCCCCGGUGAAUCACCAUUACGUGAGCUAGCCAAAAUUGGCUUCAUGAUGAGAAGUGGUAUAACAACAGAAGAGAUUGAGAGUUUAUACGAUUCACAAUAUUUCCCUGCUCUACGCGUUCCCCAAUCGCAAUCAGCUUUAGUUCGAUUGGUGGAAAGGCAGGGCCAUGGCGCACUCAUCACUGAAGUACUUACCGAAGAAACCACCCAAGAUGAGGACGUCAUUGCAGCUAAAGUUGGUUUCCGUGCUUUCUUGAAAAUGGUGGAGUUGAAACAUUCGUCUGUUGAAGAAGUGAUAGCUCAUUUGUAUCCAGAAGAUUUUAAACCACGAUCCUGGGAACAAAAGGAAGCACAUGAGGUCAUUGUCGAAUCAUCUGCUGAACAUACAGCAGAAACGCAUACUGCUACAGUUAUUAAAGAUACAACUAAAGUCUCGGAAGUUGAAAAACAAGAUCUCAAAGAAAAAGAACAAGUCAAACGCAAAAAACACAUUAAACAGAAAAUAGCAUUUGAGGAACGUAACAUUGAAGAAAUAUCUACAGAAGAAAACAUAAAAACAUUAAACACUAGACAACCUAAGGAAAAACAAGAACACAUACUUGAAGAUGAAACGACUAACAUAGAGAAAGUUGACACACCGUAUGUCACACUGAUUGCUACGGAUAUUUCUGACAGCAAUAUCGAAGUAGUUUCUGCCAGCCAAGUAACACAUAUCAUUUCUGAAAAGGCGGUCACAGACGUCACAGCAAAUCUUAAAAUUGAUACAAACUAUUCUAUAAUUGCUGACAUGCAGGAAGCACAAGAGAAAGAAACACCCUUACAAAUUAAAGAAAAUUCAAAAAUAACUAUAAAGCCAUCAUUAAGUGAAUUAGAGCCCUUACUUAUAACAGAAAUUGAAAUUAAUAGCUCAGUUGGUGACUAUCAAACUCAUAAAAGUGCUAUUGAAAACAAAGCACACAAAGGAAUCGUACCUGCUGAGUAUUUCGUUACAAGUGAAGUUCAACCUAACAUGUCCACAUCAGAUUUCAAAGAAGAAGACAAAAAACCAGAAAACGCAAAAAGAACUAUCAUUUUGAAAGAUGCGCUCAAUGUAUCGGAGGAAGUUGCGUCCGUAAAGGAGUCACACUUCCAUGAAUCUGCAACAAAAACAACAAAUGCAACUGUCACAUUUUCACCCUUAGUGGGAUUAAACGUUUUAGAAGUUAAUGAAGAAAUGAAAGAAAGCCCGGUUGAAGUCGGAAACUUAGAAAAAGCCGCGACUUCAAAACUAAAUUUCAAUUUGUUGGAAUCCCUGCAAGUUGGUGAAGUUUUUGUCGAGGAUAAAUCUGGUAAAUAUUAUCCAGAAUUGAUUGUACCCACUGAAACGGCACGUAAAGAUGUCCUAGUUUCUAAUCAGGUAGUAACUCAAGUACCAAACGUCCAGGAGAGUGAAGGUAUUUUAUCAGCGCUUAAAAUGCCUCCGGCACAGGAAGCAUAUGUUGACAUUGCUUCUAAAGACAGUUUAGUAAUAUCCGUUGAAGAACUUCAUGAAAAGGAGGGUGAGUUUUCAGCAAAAGAAAUGCCAGUUCAAGUUUCUGUAAACAAAGACAUACUGCUGCACAACGAAUUAAGUAACAUUGUCACAACAUCACACAUUAAAGAAUCAGAAUUCGAAACUGACUCUAUUCCUCAUAAAAAAGCAAAUGUAGGUAUAAAUGAAUUUCAGCAUCAAUUCAAUUUACUAACAAAUAUUCAUGACUCAGAAAAAUCCUUAGAAGAAGCACACCCAAUUCAUGGAACACACGCAGCAAUUGCAAUUUCAGCUUUGGAAAAGAAUUACGUCGAUGAGGUUCAAGUACACGAAAGUGAAAAAGACUUGAUUUUAAAAGACGACAGAUUAACAGCUACUGCUGACUUAGAUUUAAAAGCUCUUGAACCACUCAUCACUUCAGAAACAAUGCAAAUGACUUCAACUGGUGACAUUAAGUUAUUUGAAAAAGCUGCACAGGAAUCUGCUACGGAAACAGUUAUAACAGAGAAGGCAAAGAUUGUGAUGUAUCCCAUAGUACAUGACAAAGAAUCAGCUGAAGAGUUCAAAUCAAGAAAGACAGAAAAUGUUCUUUCGUCGCUUAUUCCAAAUAUACCAUUAACAGUUACAGAAACAGAGUCGUCUGAAUCGGAAAAUAAAUUAAACUUGCCUAAAAUACCCGAAACAAUGCAUGCACAAACAGCACCUUUAAAUCCUUUAAAAACCCCGUUAUCAGAAGAAGUUAAUACUGCUGAUCAAAUUGAGUUCUUGCCUCAUAAGCCAAAUGUAACUGAACUGGCUUCGGUUUCAAGGGACUUACAAAAAGAAAUAACAGUUCUACAAACGACUGUUGAAGAACAACUCCAGCAGCUUGAACAAAAUAAAACUUCACAGAGUACUGCCCAAGCGACCUUUACGGGUAAAGAAAGCUUAAACAUUACAGAAAUCGUAACUAGUGUUUCUGAACAAGAUUUUAAGCAAGAACUUUCAAAACCAAGUACAUUUGCUAAAGUUGAUAUAGAUAGCGACCGCAAAAUUGCAGUGGUUUUGGAAGUCGAUUCGCGGGAUUCUUUGGAUAAUCUUAAUACAUUUAAACCUACCUACGAAGAAGCACAAGUGGCAUCAAAUACAUUAAUUCCAUUACAAGUGUCGCAAAAUGAAUCUUUAGAUAGUCAGUCAUUACUGCCUCAUACUGCAAAGCCCGAUUUAAAAUUCUUAACUCCGGAGUUAAUACCAUCCGAGGAAAUGGUUAAAGUAACCGAGAUACUUCAACACGAAAAAGAAAGUGAUUACACUAAGACAUCAGAUCUCCUAACAUUCAACGCUGCAGCAUCAAUAUCAGGGCACCCUGUGGCUGUUUUAUCUGAAGUUACUGUUGACUCCAGUAUUGGUUUUACUGACGAAGGUGUUAUUGCUGAAAGGAAAAAAGCAAAUGUACACAAUAUUCCUUUCAAGGAACUUGUAGUAAGUACUACAAGUUGCAACGAGAAAGAAAGUACGUUUGAUUCAAAGCUUAAAUCAAAUACGGUAUUAGCAAGCCUGAAUAUUGAUUCAAACGAGGCUAUUUUAGUCGAAGAACGUAAAACUGAAAUGAUCCCCGAAAGCUUAGAAAGUGAAAAGCAAUUGCCAUUUGCUCAAGCAAAACCAGCGCAAAUACCAACAGAGGCUGUAUCACAACUUGAGCUCAUGGUUCAUUCUUCGGAAGAUAAAUUAGAGAAUUUAGAAACAAAACUAAUAAAGCCAAAUAUAUCAUUGUCUACUUUGCAAGUACCCCAAAAAGGUGAAAAUAUUAUAAUUGAGAAUGAAAACCUAUUAGGUUCAACCACAGUGCCAGACAAACAACAAGCAGAAUUGUCGAUUAUUCUUCAACAAAGCCUACAAACUUCAGAAGUUAUAUCGCAUUCUGAUAAUGUUGAAGGGACAAAUGAAAUAAAAAGAGAUUAUAAGAAAGCGUCACCGAAAAUAGAUGAAAUUUAUGGCAAAACUGCUCACACUGAAGAAGUUUUAACCAAUGAAAUGUCUGAAGACAUUAAAGACGAAACAGUCGUGUUACAAAAAUCUAGCAUUACCCCAAUUUCUAAAAAUACAUUUGAACAAACUGAGGUUAUUCUUGGUGAAAGUGAAAGUCUACUAAAGAAAGAAACUCCAAUCUCCUCAACAAUAAAUAGAAACAUUUUGGAAACAGAAGCUGUCAUAACUAGCUACACUGAAAUCAUUGAUAAAGAACAGGAUUUCAAUGUAGAAACAUCGAAACCAAAAGGUGACGCAACGAUUGGAUUUGUUCCAUUUAGCAGUUCUAUUGAUACUGAAGUCAUCGCGUCAAGUAACGUUGAAAGUUUCGAGGGAAAUACAGCAAAAACUACUCAAGCUUUAUUAUCAGAAGACAAAUUAAAGAAGCACAUAGAACGAAUUGAAACUUUGGUGAAUGAAAAGGAAACAAGUAUUCCUGAAAUACAAACUAGUGAGCGCAAAGCAACUCAAAAAGUUAUUGAAGUCGCAGCUAAAGAAGUAACAGAAGUACAAACUAUAGAAAGGGAAGACAAUUUAAAUGAUUUGCCAGAACCUUUCUCAACUACUGCUCAGUCAUCGGUAAGCGAAAAGCUAUCUAUUCAGAACACAGAAGUGCUUGUAAGCCAAGAUGUUGAAGAUAUGCCUUCGCUUAAAACAAUACCUACUACUGCCAUGACAACACACGGCACGCAAGUAGCACUUGAAAAAUCAGUGGCAUUUAUUGGAGAAGUGGAAGAUAUCUAUGAAAAAAACAAACUUACGGUUCAUAAGCCUACAGGUUCCAUUGAAGAGCAGAAGUCAGUAGAUGUUACUGAGAUUUACGUUACUGAAUCGGAAAAAACAUUGGACUCGGCGCCAUCAAUUAGAGGUGAAACUGUUAGUUUAAGUUUCCAAGGUAAGCAAUAUGUUAACGUUACUCAAGUUACGUCAUCAGAGAGGGAAGAAACUUUUAAGGAAACUUUGCCUGAGGUGAAAACAAUUCAACCUUCCGUCGAUACUCCACUGUUAGCCAGUGUAUGUGUUGAUGAAACUGUUGUUAGUGAAAAAGAAGAAUCAUUAAUAAAGAGUAAAUUACCGGAGUCCUACAAAAACAAUGUAAGUCUAACAACGCAUCAACAUAUAAAUGUAGAAAUCUUACAAACAUCGGAAUUUGAAGAUAUUUUAGAAUCAGAGGAAAGUAGAAAAAAAGAAAUAAGUGAUAUAACAGUAGAAGCAAUAAAACCACUUUUUGUGCAAGAAACAGAAACUGAAGAGAGGCCAACCGAAUUAAAACAAACUGAUAAGCAUAAAGAAUCGGUUCCCCAAGUCAAUUUAGAAGUAGGACAACAUCUUACAGUCACCCAAGUGGAAACAACGGAGAAAGAAUAUGUGUUGGAUACUCAACCAUUGGAAUCACUUAAACAAACUGAACAAGUUAUUGUUCCAAAUAUUCCGAUACAAGUAGAAGAAGUAAGUCCGAAAGAUUCCGAGGAAUUGCUUACGACAGAAAAAGUACCAUCCAAAGAAGUUUCACAAGUUGUGCUUGAGCCUAAACAUCACAUUACCAUUAUGGAUACAGAAGUUAGAGAGAAAGAGAAAGAUAUGCCUUCUGGCAAUGUGUUGAUGAGUGAAAAACCAAAAAUUGAUAUGAGUCCUGUAAACCAUUUAACUACAAUAGAAACUGUUAUAAUGGAAGAAUUUGAGUCUAUGAAAGAAAAGAUUACUAGAGAUGAAAAAGCGACAACAAAGCAAGAAACGCUAAAAGAACUUAUUAGCAUGCAACCUCAAACCGUAGAAACCUCAAAAGAUUUUGAAAACCGACAAGAAACAUAUAAAACUGCAGAAACACAUAUAACAAAAAUGGAAUCUGUUCAACAAUUGGAAAUAGUAGCAGAAGAAAAACCUGAAUCAUUUGAGAAAUCAACUAAACAAAAGCCCGAAAUAGCUGAUGAAAGUCAGUUCAUAAAUCAGGAAGUUUCUAACAUUAAACCUGAAAUUAUAGAAAAUCUCAAAGACUUGCCUGAUUUCACUAAGCCAGAAUUGAAUAAGGCUAGUUUUGAUGUGGAAACUUUAAAAGCCUUUACCAUUUCUGAAAAUAUUAUUCAAGAAGCGCCUCAGGACAUUACUUUAAAUAAAGAUUCAACAAAAGAAGUAACACAGCAAUUACUUGAAAUGAAGCCUAUUGAGCAAACUGAAACAAUUACAAACGAAAAUGUGACAUUGUUAAAACCCGAAGAUCGCGAUGAAGUAAAUAUUCAAGGUAAACAUAUUGAAAUACGUCCUAUUAGUCAAAGUUCUAUAAUUAUUCACGAGAGUGAAGUUAACAUGGACUUAACUAAACCGACAUCUAUGGAAAAAGCAUCUAUUACUUUAAAUACAACGGAAGGCAUUACAGUUAAUGAAAUCACACAAGAAGAUUCACCACACACUUUCAAAUCUGAUGAAUUAAAACCUGUAACAGCUGAAAAGUCUGUAACUACUUUAACACAUGUACAAUGCACGGAAAACGUUACAGAAACUCAAGUAAAAGAAUUGACAACACCUAAAACACAUACUGAGACCACAAAAAUUAUUUCAACUAGUGUAACACCACUAAUAAUUACAGACAAUGAGAUUCUUCAACAUGAAAGUGAAUUAAGUAUAUCAGAACCAGUAUCACAAAAAACAAGAAAAAGUCUUACAAUCGCCAACGAGGUGAAAAUAACGUCUGAAUUCGUGAACGAGCAAACAGUACCAUAUACGGAAAAGAAACCCGUUACAAUGGAAAGCAAAGUGAGCACGGCCGAUGAGGACCUUCAUGAAAUUUCGAUUACAGAACAAGAGACAGAGUUUACUGAACUAAGUCACACUUCACCAAAAUCAUCUGAUAUUGAAGAAAGUGAAGAAAUAGUAACAAAAUUUGUACAAGCACCAGGAAAUGCUGAACCAAUACAAAUAAAAACAAAACGAACAAUAAUCAGAAAAAAGAAAAGGACACAACAUGACGAAAAUGAAGGUGAUAUAGUAAUUGAAGAAACUUUAGAGGAUGAAGAACCAAGUAAAUCAAACAAAGAUGUAGGCCAUGAUUUAAAUAUUGAAGAAUAUGAAGGAGAUGAUACUUCUGAAACUAAUAUCAAUGAAAAAAGCACUAUAGAAAUGCCUGAUGAAUUUUUACAUAUACCUAAAAUGCAAAAUCAAGUUCAAAUCGAAGAGCUUCACGAUAUAGACGAAACUGUAAAUUUGGAAUUCAAAAACAAAAAAGAAAGUAAGAAAACGAUAAGAUCUAAGACAAAAGUUACGGUUACCGAGGAUAAAUUCACGCCACUUAAUGAUACGCAAGAAGUCACCGAGGAAACUAGACCUGUUGAAAUUGUCGAGCUCCCAGAAGAUUUGACUGUACUAGAGACGAAGUCUCCAGACGGUAAGCCUAAACAGAAGAAGAUCAUCAAACGAGUCAUCAAAAAGAAGGUUGGUCCAAAGGUCGAAACCACAGAAAUCGUCACUGAACAAGAAGACGAUCAACAACCGGUCGUCUCUGUUUACAAAUCAGAAGAGCUGACAGACGACACUUUCACUCCUUUGAAAGACUUACAAGAGCCUGACAAGGCCCAAGUCAUCGAGGAAUCUCCAGAAACAGUGCAACUCACACAAGUUCGAUCCGAAACUGGAGAUGUUAAAAUCGUUAAGACAACCAAGCGUGUCAUCAAGAAGAAGAAAGGACCGAAACAAGAAGUCACCGAGAUCACAACGAUCGAAAAAGAUGACGAGGCUCCCAUAACCACGGUCACUGUAACCGAGGACAAGGCCCCUGAAGACGUCGAAGAGCAGAAGCCUGUGGAAACCAUCGAGUUGCCCGAAGAAACAACAGUAGAGGAGUCUGUCACCCCGGACGGUAAGAAAACACACAAAAAAAUCACAAAACGCAUUAUCAAAAAGAAAGUAGGUCCAAAACUUGAAACAACGCAAAUCACAACGGAACAAUCAGACGACUCAACACCGAUCACGACAGUACACAAAACAGAAGAACUCAUCGAUGACACCACUACACCUCUCGAAUACUCUCAACCUACAGACUAUGCCAAAGUCGUCGAAGAAACUCCGGAAACCGUUCAAAUCUCACAAGUCCGCACUGAAACAGGUGACGUGAAGACGGUCAAGACCACAAAGCGGGUAAUAAAGAAGAAAAAAGGCAAAAAGGACGAGGUCACUGAAAUCACCACCAUCCAGAAAGAUGACGAAGCACCCAUAACAACAGUGACAGUAACUGAGGACAUUCCGGAGCACGAGGAAGACAUGCAGCCCGUCGAGAUUGUCGAACUUCCCGAGGAGACCACAGUCGAGGAGACAAAGUCUCCAGAUGGUAAGCCAAAACAGAAAAAGGUGACUAAACGAGUCAUCAAGAAGAAGGUCGGUCCAAAGGUCGAAACCACAGAAAUCGUCACAGAACAAGAAGAUGAUCAACAACCCGUCGUCUCUGUUUACAAAUCAGAAGAGCUGACGGACGACACUGUCACUCCUUUGAAAGACUUGCAAGAGCCUGACAAGGCCCAAGUCAUCGAAGAAACACCAGAAACUGUACAAGUCACACAAGUUCAAACCGAAACUGGAGAUGUAAAAACCGUCAAAACAACCAAGCGUGUCAUCAAGAAGAAGAAAGGACCGAAACAAGAAGUCACCGAGAUCACAACGAUCGAAAAAGAUGACGAGGCUCCCAUAACCACGGUCACUGUAACCGAGGACAAGGCCCCUGAAGACGUCGAAGAGCAGAAGCCUGUGGAAACCAUCGAGUUGCCCGAAGAAACAACAGUAGAGGAGUCUGUCACCCCGGACGGUAAGAAAACACACAAAAAAAUCACAAAACGCAUUAUCAAAAAGAAAGUAGGUCCAAAACUUGAAACAACGCAAAUCACAACGGAACAAUCAGACGACUCAACACCGAUCACGACAGUACACAAAACAGAAGAACUCAUCGAUGACACCACUACACCUCUCGAAUACUCUCAACCUACAGACUAUGCCAAAGUCGUCGAAGAAACUCCGGAAACCGUUCAAAUCUCACAAGUCCGCACUGAAACAGGUGACGUGAAGACGGUCAAGACCACAAAGCGGGUAAUUAAGAAGAAAAAAGGCAAAAAGGACGAGGUCACUGAAAUCACCACCAUCCAGAAAGAUGACGAAGCACCCAUAACAACAGUGACAGUAACCGAGGACACUCCGGUGCACGAGGAAGACACGCAGCAAGUCGAAAUCGUCGAACUUCCCGAGGAAACCACAGUUGAGGAGACAAAGUCUCCAGAUGGUAAGCCAAAACAGAAAAAGGUGACUAAACGAGUCAUCAAAAAGAAGGUCGGUCCAAAGGUCGAAACCACAGAAAUUGUCACUGAACAAGAAGACGAUCACCAACCGGUUGUCUCUGUUUACAAAUCAGAAGAGCUGACGGACGACACUGUCACUCCUUUGAAAGACUUGAAAGAGCCUGACACGGCCCAAGUCAUCGAAGAAACACCAGAAACUGUACAAGUCACACAAGUUCAAACCGAAACUGGAGAUGUAAAAACCGUCAAAACAACCAAGCGUGUCAUCAAGAAGAAGAAAGGACCGAAACAAGAAGUCACCGAGAUCACAACGAUCGAAAAAGAUGACGAGGCUCCCAUAACCACGGUCACUGUAACCGAGGACAAGGCCCCUGAAGACGUCGAAGAGCAGAAGCCUGUGGAAACCUUUGAGUUGCCCGAAGAAACAACAGUAGAGGAGUCUGUCACCCCGGACGGUGAUGUGGAGACUGUCAAGACGACAAAGCGGGUAAUAAAGAAGAAAAAGGGGCCUAAAGAGGAGGUCACUGAAAUAACCACGAUCCAAAAAGAUGAUGAAGCUCCUAUCACAACAGUCACAGUAACUGAAGACACUCCGGAACACGUGGAAGACUUGCAACCCAUUGAGAUUGUCGAGCUUCCCCAGGAGACCACAGUCGAGGAGACAAAGUCUCCCGAUGGUAAGCCCAAACAGAAAAAGGUGACCAAACGAGUCAUCAAAAAGAAGGUCGGUCCAAAGGUCGAAACCACAGAAAUCGUCACAGAACAAGAAGACGAUCAACAACCGGUCGUCUCUGUUUACAAAUCAGAAGAGCUGACGGAUGACACUUUCACUCCUUUGAAAGACUUGCAAGAGCCGGACAAAGCCCAAGUCAUCGAGGAAACUCCAGAAACUGUACAAGUCACACAAGUUCGAUCCGAAACUGGAGAUGUGAAAACCGUCAAGACAACCAAGCGUGUCAUCAAGAAGAAGAAAGGACCGAAACAAGAGGUUACCGAGAUCACAACGAUCGAAAAAGACGAUGAAGCACCUAUCACUACAGUGACUGUCACCGAAAAACAAGCACCCCAGGAGGCUGAAGACCACCAACCAGUUGAAAUCGUCGAGCUUCCUGAAGAGACCACUUUCGAGGAUUCCGUAGGGCCAGACGGUAAGAAAACACACACCAAAAUUAUUAGACGUACUAUUAAAAAGAAAGUAGGACCAAAGGUGAAAACUACACACAUAACAUCCGAACACACAGACGACACUUUACCCAUUAUCACUGUACACAAUACAGAAGAACUCGCAUACGACACUGCCACACCACUCACACAUUUACACGAUACACACAAUGCUGACGUAGUCGAGGAACUUCCCGAGACAGUCAAAGUAACACAAGUUCGUACACUAUCAGGUGAUGUGGAGACUGUCAAGACGACAAAGCGGGUAAUAAAGAAGAAAAAGGGGCCUAAAGAGGAGGUCACUGAAAUAACCACGAUCCAAAAAGAUUAUGAAGCUCCUAUCACAACAGUCACAGUAACUGAAGACACUCCGGAGCACGUGGAAGACUUGCAACCCAUUGAGAUUGUCGAGCUUCCCCAGGAGACCACAGUCGAGGAGACAAAGUCUCCCGAUGGUAAGCCCAAACAGAAAAAGGUGACCAAACGAGUCAUCAAAAAGAAGGUCGGUCCAAAGGUCGAAACCACAGAAAUCGUCACAGAACAAGAAGACGAUCAACAACCGGUCGUCUCUGUUUACAAAUCAGAAGAGCUGACGGACGACACUGUCACUCCUUUGAAAGACUUGCAAGAGCCGGACAAAGCCCAAGUCAUCGAGGAAACUCCAGAAACUGUACAAGUCACACAAGUUCGAUCCGAAACUGGAGAUGUGAAAACCGUCAAGACAACCAAGCGUGUCAUCAAGAAGAAGAAAGGACCGAAACAAGAGGUUACCGAGAUCACAACGAUCGAAAAAGACGAUGAAGCACCUAUCACUACAGUGACUGUCACCGAAAAACAAGCACCCCAGGAGGCUGAAGACCACCAACCAGUUGAAAUCGUCGAGCUUCCUGAAGAGACCACUUUCGAGGAUUCCGUAGGGCCAGACGGUGAUGUGGAGACUGUCAAGACCACAAAGCGGGUAAUAAAGAAGAAAAAGGGGCCUAAAGAGGAGGUCACUGAAAUAACCACGAUCCAAAAAGAUGAUGAAGCUCCUAUCACAACAGUCACAGUAACUGAAGACACUCCGGAACACGUGGAAGACUUGCAACCCAUUGAGAUUGUCGAGCUUCCCCAGGAGACCACAGUCGAGGAGACAAAGUCUCCCGAUGGUAAGCCCAAACAGAAAAAGGUGACCAAACGAGUCAUCAAAAAGAAGGUCGGUCCAAAGGUCGAAACCACAGAAAUCGUCACAGAACAAGAAGACGAUCAACAACCGGUCGUCUCUGUUUACAAAUCAGAAGAGCUGACGGACGACACUUUCACUCCUUUGAAAGACUUGCAAGAGCCGGACAAGGCCCAAGUCAUCGAGGAAACUCCAGAAACUGUACAAGUCACACAAGUUCGAUCCGAAACUGGAGAUGUGAAAACCGUCAAGACAACCAAGCGUGUCAUCAAGAAGAAGAAAGGACCGAAACAAGAGGUUACCGAGAUCACAACGAUCGAAAAAGACGAUGAAGCACCUAUCACUACAGUGACUGUCACCGAAAAACAAGCACCCCAGGAGGCUCAAGACCAGCAACCAGUGGAAAUCGUCGAGCUUCCUGAAGAGACCACUUUCGAGGAUUCCGUAGGGCCAGACGGUAAGAAAACACACACCAAAAUUAUUAGACGUACUAUUAAAAAGAAAGUAGGACCAAAGGUGAAAACUACACACAUAACAUCCGAACACACAGACGACACUUUACCCAUUAUCACUGUACACAAUACAGAAGAACUCACAUACGACACUGCCACACCACUCACACAUUUACACGAUACACACAAUGCUGACGUAGUCGAGGAACUUCCCGAGACAGUCAAAGUAACACAAGUUCGUACACUAUCAGGUGAUGUGGAGACUGUCAAGACCACAAAGCGGGUAAUAAAGAAGAAAAAGGGGCCUAAAGAGGAGGUCACUGAAAUAACCACGAUCCAAAAAGAUGAUGAAGCUCCUAUCACAACAGUCACAGUAACUGAAGACACUCCGGAACACGUGGAAGACUUGCAACCCAUUGAGAUUGUCGAGCUUCCCCAGGAGACCACAGUCGAGGAGACAAAGUCUCCCGAUGGUAAGCCCAAACAGAAAAAGGUGACCAAACGAGUCGUCAAAAAGAAGGUCGGUCCAAAGGUCGAAACCACAGAAAUCGUCACAGAACAAGAAGACGAUCAACAACCGGUCGUCUCUGUUUACAAAUCAGAAGAGCUGACGGACGACACUGUCACUCCUUUGAAAGACUUGCAAGAGCCGGACAAGGCCCAAGUCAUCGAGGAAACUCCAGAAACAGUGCAAGUCACACAAGUUCGAUCCGAAACUGGAGAUGUAAAAACCGUCAAGACAACCAAGCGUGUCAUCAAGAAGAAGAAAGGACCGAAACAAGAGGUUACCGAGAUCACAACGAUCGAAAAAGACGAUGAAGCACCUAUCACUACAGUGACUGUCACCGAAAAACAAGCACCCCAGGAGGCUCAAGACCAGCAACCAGUGGAAAUCGUCGAGCUUCCUGAAGAGACCACUUUCGAGGAUUCCGUAGGGCCAGACGGUAAGAAAACACACACCAAAAUUAUUAGACGUACUAUUAAAAAGAAAGUAGGACCAAAGGUGAAAACUACACACAUAACAUCCGAACACACAGACGACACUUUACCCAUUAUCACUGUACACAAUACAGAAGAACUCGCAUACGACACUGCCACACCACUCACACAUUUACACGAUACACACAAUGCUGACGUAGUCGAGGAACUUCCCGAGACAGUCAAAGUAACACAAGUUCGUACACUAUCAGGUGAUGUGGAGACUGUCAAGACGACAAAGCGGGUAAUAAAGAAGAAAAAGGGGCCUAAAGAGGAGGUCACUGAAAUAACCACGAUCCAAAAAGAUUAUGAAGCUCCUAUCACAACAGUCACAGUAACUGAAGACACUCCGGAGCACGUGGAAGACUUGCAACCCAUUGAGAUUGUCGAGCUUCCCCAGGAGACCACAGUCGAGGAGACAAAGUCUCCCGAUGGUAAGCCCAAACAGAAAAAGGUGACCAAACGAGUCAUCAAAAAGAAGGUCGGUCCAAAGGUCGAAACCACAGAAAUCGUCACAGAACAAGAAGACGAUCAACAACCGGUCGUCUCUGUUUACAAAUCAGAAGAGCUGACGGACGACACUGUCACUCCUUUGAAAGACUUGCAAGAGCCGGACAAAGCCCAAGUCAUCGAGGAAACUCCAGAAACUGUACAAGUCACACAAGUUCGAUCCGAAACUGGAGAUGUGAAAACCGUCAAGACAACCAAGCGUGUCAUCAAGAAGAAGAAAGGACCGAAACAAGAGGUUACCGAGAUCACAACGAUCGAAAAAGACGAUGAAGCACCUAUCACUACAGUGACUGUCACCGAAAAACAAGCACCCCAGGAGGCUGAAGACCACCAACCAGUUGAAAUCGUCGAGCUUCCUGAAGAGACCACUUUCGAGGAUUCCGUAGGGCCAGACGGUAAGAAAACACACACCAAAAUUAUUAGACGUACUAUUAAAAAGAAAGUAGGACCAAAGGUGAAAACUACACACAUAACAUCCGAACACACAGACGACACUUUACCCAUUAUCACUGUACACAAUACAGAAGAACUCACAUACGACACUGCCACACCACUCACACAUUUACACGAUACACACAAUGCUGACGUAGUCGAGGAACUUCCCGAGACAGUCAAAGUAACACAAGUUCGUACACUAUCAGGUGAUGUGGAGACUGUCAAGACCACAAAGCGGGUAAUAAAGAAGAAAAAGGGGCCUAAAGAGGAGGUCACUGAAAUAACCACGAUCCAAAAAGAUGAUGAAGCUCCUAUCACAACAGUCACAGUAACUGAAGACACUCCGGAACACGUGGAAGACUUGCAACCCAUUGAGAUUUUCGAGCUUCCCCAGGAGACCACAGUCGAGGAGACAAAGUCUCCCGAUGGUAAGCCCAAACAGAAAAAGGUGACCAAACGAGUCAUCAAAAAGAAGGUCGGUCCAAAGGUCGAAACCACAGAAAUCGUCACAGAACAAGAAGACGAUCAACAACCGGUCGUCUCUGUUUACAAAUCAGAAGAGCUGACGGACGACACUGUCACUCCUUUGAAAGACUUGCAAGAGCCGGACAAGGCCCAAGUCAUCGAGGAAACUCCAGAAACUGUACAAGUCACACAAGUUCGAUCCGAAACUGGAGAUGUGAAAACCGUCAAGACAACCAAGCGUGUCAUCAAGAAGAAGAAAGGACCGAAACAAGAGGUUACCGAGAUCACAACGAUCGAAAAAGACGAUGAAGCACCUAUCACUACAGUGACUGUCACCGAAAAACAAGCACCCCAGGAGGCUGAAGACCACCAACCAGUUGAAAUCGUCGAGCUUCCUGAAGAGACCACUUUCGAGGAUUCCGUAGGGCCAGACGGUAAGAAAACACACACCAAAAUUAUUACACGUACUAUUAAAAAGAAAGUAGGACCAAAGGUGAAAACUACACACAUAACAUCCGAACACACAGACGACACUUUACCCAUUAUCACUGUACACAAUACAGAAGAACUCACAUACGACACUGCCACACCACUCACACAUUUACACGAUACACACAAUGCUGACGUAGUCGAGGAACUUCCCGAGACAGUCAAAGUAACACAAGUUCGUACACUAUCAGGUGAUGUGGAGACUGUCAAGACCACAAAGCGGGUAAUAAAGAAGAAAAAGGGGCCUAAAGAGGAGGUCACUGAAAUAACCACGAUCCAAAAAGAUGAUGAAGCUCCUAUCACAACAGUCACAGUAACUGAAGACACUCCGGAACACGUGGAAGACUUGCAACCCAUUGAGAUUGUCGAGCUUCCCCAGGAGACCACAGUCGAGGAGACAAAGUCUCCCGAUGGUAAGCCCAAACAGAAAAAGGUGACCAAACGAGUCAUCAAAAAGAAGGUCGGUCCAAAGGUCGAAACCACAGAAAUCGUCACAGAACAAGAAGACGAUCAACAACCGGUCGUCUCUGUUUACAAAUCAGAAGAGCUGACGGACGACACUGUCACUCCUUUGAAAGACUUGCAAGAGCCGGACAAGGCCCAAGUCAUCGAGGAAACUCCAGAAACUGUACAAGUCACACAAGUUCGAUCCGAAACUGGAGAUGUGAAAACCGUCAAGACAACCAAGCGUGUCAUCAAGAAGAAGAAAGGACCGAAACAAGAGGUUACCGAGAUCACAACGAUCGAAAAAGACGAUGAAGCACCUAUCACUACAGUGACUGUCACCGAAAAACAAGCACCCCAGGAGGCUGAAGACCACCAACCAGUUGAAAUCGUCGAGCUUCCUGAAGAGACCACUUUCGAGGAUUCCGUAGGGCCAGACGGUAAGAAAACACACACCAAAAUUAUUAGACGUACUAUUAAAAAGAAAGUAGGACCAAAGGUGAAAACUACACACAUAACAUCCGAACACACAGACGACACUUUACCCAUUAUCACUGUACACAAUACAGAAGAACUCACAUACGACACUGCCACACCACUCACACAUUUACACGAUACACACAAUGCUGACGUAGUCGAGGAACUUCCCGAGACAGUCAAAGUAACACAAGUUCGUACACUAUCAGGUGAUGUGGAGACUGUCAAGACCACAAAGCGGGUAAUAAAGAAGAAAAAGGGGCCUAAAGAGGAGGUCACUGAAAUAACCACGAUCCAAAAAGAUGAUGAAGCUCCUAUCACAACAGUCACAGUAACUGAAGACACUCCGGAACACGUGGAAGACUUGCAACCCAUUGAGAUUGUCGAGCUUCCCCAGGAGACCACAGUCGAGGAGACAAAGUCUCCCGAUGGUAAGCCCAAACAGAAAAAGGUGACCAAACGAGUCAUCAAAAAGAAGGUCGGUCCAAAGGUCGAAACCACAGAAAUCGUCACAGAACAAGAAGACGAUCAACAACCGGUCGUCUCUGUUUACAAAUCAGAAGAGCUGACGGACGACACUGUCACUCCUUUGAAAGACUUGCAAGAGCCGGACAAGGCCCAAGUCAUCGAGGAAACUCCAGAAACUGUACAAGUCACACAAGUUCGAUCCGAAACUGGAGAUGUGAAAACCGUCAAGACAACCAAGCGUGUCAUCAAGAAGAAGAAAGGACCGAAACAAGAGGUUACCGAGAUCACAACGAUCGAAAAAGACGAUGAAGCACCUAUCACUACAGUGACUGUCACCGAAAAACAAGCACCCCAGGAGGCUGAAGACCACCAACCAGUUGAAAUCGUCGAGCUUCCUGAAGAGACCACUUUCGAGGAUUCCGUAGGGCCAGACGGUGAUGUGGAGACUGUCAAGACCACAAAGCGGGUAAUAAAGAAGAAAAAGGGGCCUAAAGAGGAGGUCACUGAAAUAACCACGAUCCAAAAAGAUGAUGAAGCUCCUAUCACAACAGUCACAGUAACUGAAGACACUCCGGAACACGUGGAAGACUUGCAACCCAUUGAGAUUGUCGAGCUUCCCCAGGAGACCACAGUCGAGGAGACAAAGUCUCCCGAUGGUAAGCCCAAACAGAAAAAGGUGACCAAACGAGUCAUCAAAAAGAAGGUCGGUCCAAAGGUCGAAACCACAGAAAUCGUCACAGAACAAGAAGACGAUCAACAACCGGUCGUCUCUGUUUACAAAUCAGAAGAGCUGACGGACGACACUGUCACUCCUUUGAAAGACUUGCAAGAGCCGGACAAGGCCCAAGUCAUCGAGGAAACUCCAGAAACUGUACAAGUCACACAAGUUCGAUCCGAAACUGGAGAUGUGAAAACCGUCAAGACAACCAAGCGUGUCAUCAAGAAGAAGAAAGGACCGAAACAAGAGGUUACCGAGAUCACAACGAUCGAAAAAGACGAUGAAGCACCUAUCACUACAGUGACUGUCACCGAAAAACAAGCACCCCAGGAGGCUGAAGACCACCAACCAGUUGAAAUCGUCGAGCUUCCUGAAGAGACCACUUUCGAGGAUUCCGUAGGGCCAGACGAGAAAGAAAUUGCUCACAAAAAGUUACACAGACCGAAGGCUCAACCCAAAGAAGAAGAGGUACCCAAAAGUCUCCCAACUAAAGAAGAAGAAACUGUUGUUCCAAAAUUAACAAAAAAAUUAAAACCUACUCCGAUGAAAAUUGAAGAAAUUAAAAUGACGGAAGCUCAACAUGCCCAAGAAAUUCAGGGUCCUCAAUUUACUAAACUCAAAUUAAAGAAACCUACUCAAAAACCUAAACAAGAAGUACAAACUGUUAUUUUGCCUAAAAUACAACUCAAAAGUCGUAUAAGGUAUGUAACUGAAUGGCCGCCCGAAGAACUAAGACCUUUGAUUUCAUUUUUGGGUAGUGUCAAACAAAAUGGUGAAUUAUCACGUAAUAUUAAAGAAGCAGCAAAAUUGAAAAAGAAACCGAUUAAAGUCGUGCAACUACCAGACUUAGAGAGAGUUGAGCUAGAAAAACCUGAAGUAUUCGAUUUCGAUACAAGCAAGCCGCUAACUUCCGAAACAGAAAGAUCUAUUCAAAACGCAGAUACAGAAAGUGAUGAAAUUGCCAACGUUGUGAUCAAAAAAGUUAAAAAUGUUCCUGAGAUAUCAGAUAUCGAAUUAAUUGAUGAAACCAAAACAGAAGCCAACGAGAUGAAAGCCAUUGAAUCACCUGUAGAAAAGAAAGAAAAGCAAAAAGAACCAGAAACAAUAGAACCUGUUCUUCAAGAGCAAAUAACUGAAAAACCAACCGAAAAGGUUGAACAACCUAUCGAAACGGAAAAUACAAUCAAACCUAAAAAGAAAAAGGUAACAAAACGCCCAGUAGAACCUGAAAAGCAGGAUGAAUUGCCAAAAGAGGAACCACAAAUCCUGACCGAGGAACACGUAGAGGAAACUGAACACGUAGAGGCUGAAGAAAUUGAUAGCCAGCCUAAAGAAGAAAGUAUUCCCGAACAAAUUGAACCAAUUGUUUCAGAAAAGAAGGUCAAAAAACCAAAGAAGAAAGAAAAGCCUCUCAUUUCGAAAAGCGAAUCUAAAGAAAGUCCUGAAAAGGAAUUAGUUGAGAAAGAAGAUAUAGUUGAUGAUACGGUAAAAGAACAAGUAAGUCCAGAUGCAGAAACAAUUGUUACGUCUCCUAUAGUUACUGAGGUUCCAAAGAAAGAUAAAAAGCCUAAAACUAAAAAAGUAAAAGCAGUUGAAGAUACUAUACCAAAACGUGAAGAAGAAAUCCCAGAAAAAGAAUCUGUUAAAGAAGAAAUUCCAGAAAAAGAAUCUGCUGAAGAACAAAGAUCCGUUGAAAAACCGGUCACAAAACAAAAACCAAAGUUAACAGCUAUUAAAAUCGAAAGGAAAGAAGUUGAAAUAAGUAAACCUCAACACGCUGAAAGUAUUGAAGGGCCUCAAUUCACAAAACUUAAAUUGAAAAAAGCUACUACAAAACCAAAACAAGAUACUUCUAUUGUCACUUUACCGAAAUUCCAACUUAAAAGUCGAGUCAAAUACGUAAACGACUGGCCUCCGGAAAUAAUUAAACCCGUUGUCUCAUUUCUAGGAAGUGUGCGACAAAAUGGAAUACUGUCUCGUAACGUUAAAGAGGCCGAAAAAGUUAAGAAAAAAGUUUACAAGCAACCAAAACUACCUGAAAUUGAAAAAACGGAAUUGGAAAAACCCAUGUUUGGAUACGAUGACAUAAUAGAUGCCAAGAAUGUUGAACCUAUCGAAACCGACACUCCUUUAGAGAUUGAGCAAGAAACAGAGAGUACAGUAGAUGAACCAGAGCAAUUUACUAUUAAACCAAAACGACCAAGUAUCAAGAAAAUGGAAGAAAUUGAAGAUGAAGUUACAAUUAAAAAGAAAUUAAGAACAGUACGUAAACCAUCAGUAACAUUACCGGAAAUAACUGAACCAGAAACUGUAACCUUCAGACCAAAAACAACCAAAACAAAAGAAGAUGUAGAACAGGAAUUUAAUAUUCAGUUAGAUUCAUAUGCGGAAGAAGAAAUUUCACUGACUAGUAAAGUGAAACUUAAGCCACACCGACAACCAACCUUUAACGAGGAAGCUAACGAAGCAUCCAUCAAAUUUUAUGAAGAUACUGAAGACAAUGAAGGUCCUGAUGUUAUUGAAAUUUUGGAAAGCGAUGAUGACGAGCAGGAGAAAGCCUCUGAUGUAAUGUUACCUCUAAAAAAGAAAACAAAAGCCAAAAAAGAAACUUUGGAAGAAAUUUCUUCAUCUAUAACAGUAUCAAAACCAAAACGAGAACUGGAACCAGAAAUUUCUCAAGAUGUUAGCAUUCAAUUAGAAAGAAAACCAAAGUACAAGGUAGAUGAGCAGGAAGAAGUUUCUUUCGACGUUAAACCGCAAAUAGAACAGUAUUCGCAAGAAGAAUUAUCACUUUCGAGUAAAAUCAAAUUAAAACCUAAAAAGAAAACCAUUGUAUCAGAAGCCGCAGAUGAAACCUCUAUUCAACUAAUUCAAGAAGUGGAAGAUGAUAGUCAAGCUGAAGAAAUUCUAUUAAGUGAUGUUGAAACGGAAGAAAAUGUGGAAAUGUUUAUCAAACGUAAACCGAAAAAGCCAGUUUACGAAGUGAGUGAAGUUGAGGAGUUAAGCGUUGAAUUGAAACCUAAAAGAAUUACUACUGAAGAUGCGUAUGAAGAAGAACAAUUAACAAUUUCAGCUAAAAGGAAACCUAGAAAACCCUCAACAUUACAAGAAGCUGAUGCAUCAAUGAGUAUUUCCAGAGAGCAGGAAUUCCCCGAAACCCCGGUUGAUGUACGCGGCGGUGACACGGUAUUUGCUGUGUAUUCCUACGUUGCAGAGACUGAUGAGGCCAUCAACUUAGUGGAAGGCGAACGACUCUACAUCUUAGAAACAACAAAUCAGGAUUGGUGGUAUGUGCGUAAGCACCUUACAGAAGAAAAGGGCUGGGUUCCUGCCCAAUACUUAAUGGAUGAAGCUAACUACACUCUGUACUUGCAGAAGAAACUUAACGAGAAAAUUGAUAAGCUUCCAGUAUUUGAGAAACCAACGCCUGAGGAACAAGCGAGUGCCCCAAUAUUCAUAGAAAAGCUACGACCAAAACACACACCUGAUGGAUCCACCGUACAAUUUGAAUGCCAAGUAGAAGGAUAUCCAAGACCACAGAUAACUUGGUUCAGACAAACCGCUAUUAUAAAACCGUCUCAGGAUUUCCAAAUGUAUUACGAUGACGAUAAUGUUGCAACAUUAGUCAUUAGAGAAGUAUUUCCUGAGGAUGCGGGUACUUUUACAUGUGUAGCUAAAAACGCCGCUGGAUUCGCCUCGAGUACUACGGAAUUAAUUGUUGAAGCUCCGUUAUCCGAUCACGGAUCAGAAAUGACCAUUCUUUCCAGAAAGAGUCUUUCAAGGGAAUCUUCGCUUGCCGACAUUUUAGAGGGUAUACCACCAACAUUUUCCAAGAGGCCUAAAGCUCAAUACGUUAACGAAGGUUCUCAAAUAUUUUUGGAAUGUAGACUAGUAGCAAUUCCGGAACCUGACAUAGCGUGGUUCUUUAAAGGUGAAGAAAUUACUCCAACUGAGAAUAUAUCCAUCGCUACCGAGUCCGACAUGCAUAUGUACUGUAGUGUGUUGAAAAUAUCUGAUGUGAAGAAAUUCCAAGAGGGAACAUACACGGUGCUCGCUGUUAAUAGAGAAGGCGAAGCCAGUUUACCUAUAGUAUUAAAAAUUAAAACCGGAGAAAAAGAGAAACCUCAAGUUAUAGAACCUCUCAGAAGCAUGACCAUUAGAGAAGGAGAAAGUGUCGUUUUGUCUACGCAAGUGGUUGGCAAUCCACAACCUACGGUAACUUGGCACAAAAACAAUAAACCAGUUAAAUCACUUACUACUAAGUCUGACGGAGAUACUCACACUAUCACUAUAAUAAAACCUAAAAAAGGAAAAGAUGAUGGAGUAUACACAUUGAAAGCAGUUAACUCAGAGGGUUCUACAGAAACUAGCGCUGUUAUAACGAUAGAAGAACCUACAGAAGAGAAUGCCGAGCCACCACUAUUUAUUAACAGAUUCCAGGAGUUGACUGUUAAAGAAAAUGGAACAAUCAAAUUAGUAGCCAAAGUUACGGGCAAUCCGGUACCCUCUAUCACUUGGUAUAGAAACAAUAAUAUUAUCACUCCAUCUGAUAACGUCACACAAAACUUUGAUGGUGAAAAUAUAGAGUUAAUUAUAUCUAAGGUAGAUUCUGAAAUAGAUUCAGGUGACUACAAGUGUGUGGCAUCAAACAGUGCCGGAAAAGCCUCUCAUGGUGCCAGAGUUACUAUUGAUGUUGACAAGGUUACUUUCAUAAAGAAUUUAAAAUCUACUUACGUAACAGAAGAAGGCAAGUCGGUUAUUCUGGAGUGUCAAACAUCUCAUACAGUUUCUACUAAAUGGUAUCACAAUGACAAAGAAGUGAGUGGUAUGGACCACAGGGAAAUCAUCCAAGAAGGAAAAGUUCACAAACUCAGAAUAAAGAAAACUAAAUUAACAGACUCUGGCACUAUCAAAUGUGUAGUUAAAGGACAAGAAACUCACUCUAAGUUGAUAGUUAAUGAAACCGUACCUGAAUUUAUUAGAAAACUACAAGACUUUGAAGUCAAAGAAAGAGAUAUAGCUAUUUUAGAAGUCGAAAUUAACUCUGAAACUGCGGACGUAAUAUGGGAAAAAGACGGUGAAACAAUCAAGACAAAGAAAAACAAAUAUGAACUAGAGAAACGCGGUAAUGUACGAAAAUUGUUUAUUAGGAAUACAUCAGUUCAUGAUGAAGGAGAAUAUACUUGUAAACUUCGCGAUGAUUCGUGUACAGCAGAAGUUACUGUAGUUGAAUUGCCUCCAGAAAUUAUAUCACGGCUUCAAGAUCAAAAAGUAAACAAAGGAAGUAAAGCAACCUUUGAAAUCGAACUAACAAAGGGAGAUGCUUUAGUACAAUGGUUUAAAGACGGAUCAGAAAUUCAAUUUUCAAAUCAUAUACAGCUAACAAUUGAUGGGAAGAAGCAGAAACUUAAAAUUUAUGAUUGUGAGCUAUCUGAUGAAGGAACCUACGCCUGUGAGGUCGGUAAUGACAAAUGUACCGCUAACCUUAUUGUUGAACAGCCAACAGUUGACUUCACUCUGCGAUUACCUGAAAGUAUCGUUGUUCCUGCAAAUACCGAUGCUUAUUUGACAGUAGAAAUACCAGAUGACAGCCUGGAUGUCACCUGGUACAAAAAGAAAACAGUCAUUGAAGAUACUGAAAAGUUUACUUUAAUUUCCGAUGUUACAAAACGUACUUUAAUUAUCAGAAAAUGCACUGAAGACGAUCAAUGUGAAUAUUCAUGCGUGCUAUGUGACGCUAAAUGCUCAACCAAAUUGAUAGUUGAAGUUGUUGAAUACCCGCCAAAGAUACUCGGAUACGAGAAUAAGUACAGGGUUAAGAGAGGUGGUGAUGUUACUCUCCAAGUGCAGUAUGAAGCUGUCCCACAACCCAACGAUGAAUGGGUGGUUAAUUCUAAGAUAAUCAAGAAAACUAAGCACACAAAGCCGACUAUCGAUUCAAAGUCUGCUAGUCUAACGAUUAAGAAGGUUGAAAACACCGAUGCUGGAACUUAUCGACUACGUCUCGAAAAUAAUUGUGGUGAAACAACAGUUGAAAUAGGUUUAGUAGUUAUUGAUAUAUCGUCACCACCCGGAAAGCCGACCGUUGUGGAAACUACAAAUAAUUCCAUUAAUUUGUGUUGGGAUGAGCCGAGUGAAAAAGGAAAUACAGAAAUAGAUUGCUAUAUUAUUGAAUACCAAGAAUCAAAUACUACUGAAUGGAUAUCAAUUGAAAACAUUAAAACGACUCAAUACUCCGUUAAAAAUCUGAAGACAAAAUCAUCAUAUAAGUUCAGAGUCUUUGCUGUUAAUGAAGUAGGCGUCAGUCAGUCGUCCGAAGAAACAGAAUUCAUAAUAAUACAAGAACUUGUCAAAGCACAACCUCCAACAGUAGAGAAACCACUUAAAGACAUAAUACGAGAGCCAGAUGAAGACGUUGAGCUAACUUGUAUAUUUGGAGGAAUACCUGAACCUAAAGUGACGUGGCUCAAAGAAGGAAAGAAGUUGAAGACUGCUAAAGCUACCUACAUCAACAGGGUAGCAACUCUUGUCAUAACAGCGUCAGAAACUACAGAAGGAAACUACAGCUGUAUUGCUAGUAAUGAACAUGGCGAAGUUGAAACCACAUGUAAUUUAGAAGUACAACAAAAGCCUCAUGUUGUUGUGUCUGAUGAUGAGGUCAAUCAGAAGCUCCGAGUUGGAGAGGAGUGGUUAGUAAAGGCUAUAGUCAAAGGUAUUCCUAAACCCACGAUCAGUUGGUACUUCAACGGUACUAAAGUAGAAGAGUCUGAAGACAUAACAAUUACAAUUGAGAACAAUAUCAGUAUUAUUAGAAUAUCUGAACUCAGCCGUUCUCAUUCAGGAAAAUAUACAAUUGAAGCCAAUAACAAGGCUGGAAGUACUUCGUUUGAUGUUACUCUUAAAGUUUUCGAUAAACCUAGCAAGCCCGAAGGCCCUGUUGUGUUGCGUGAAAUCAGCCGAGAAUCUGUGACGAUAGAAUGGAAACCACCUCUUGAUGAUGGUGGUUUGGAACUAACAAAAUAUGCUAUUGAAAAACAUGAACCUGAUACCAACCAAUGGGUGAAAGUGGCCGAUGUCGAUAAAGACGUGGAUACAUAUUGCAUACAAAGACUGAAUGAAAAUUGUGAAUAUAUGUUCCGUGUCAUGGCCCAAAAUCCGGUAGGAUUCUCUGAGGCACUGGAAAGCGAACCUAUAGUCAUUAAAACAGCACUGGAUGUGCCUUCGCCACCCUUAGGCCCACUUGGCUUGUACGGUAUCAAUAGUGAUUCGCUCACUAUUACUUGGUAUCCAUCAGAGAAGAAUGGAGGCUCACCAAUUCUUGAUUACAGCAUUGAAAUUAAACAAGAAGGUAAAAAGUGGAAGCACGUGGCGACUGUUACUGAAACAAUUACUAAAAUAGAGAAGCUCACUGUGAACACCACUUACCAAUUUAGGAUAUGUGCCCGAAAUGAAAUUGGAACUAGUCUGCCUUACAUAUCGGAUGAGAAAGUAACGAUAGGAAAAACAUUAUCACGACCAUCGAAGCCGCAAAACUUUGCAGUUAAAGAAACGACUUCAAGGUCUGUAACUCUGCAAUGGGCGGCACCUGAGAGCGACGGUGGAAGUGUUGUUACAAAUUACAUCAUUGAAUACAAGACUGCUAGAGGUAAAUCAUGGACCAAAGCAAUCACUGUCAGUGGCACAGUAUUUGAACAUUGUAUUGAAAACAUCAAAGAAAAAGACGAACUAGUCUUCAGGAUAUCUGCCGAGAACGCGAUUGGCGUCAGCUUGGCGGCGGAAUCUCAGACUGUGAGGCUAGAGAAACAUGCGACGGUACCAUCACCGCCAACAGCUCCAUUAGAAAUUAGAACCGUCGGUACCAACAUCGUGAUGACGUCAUGGGGUACCCCCGAGUGGGAUGGUGGAGCACCUCUGUUGGGCUACAACAUCGCCAUACGUGACGUCACGAAGACUAUGUGGAUGGAAGUCGGAAAGGUCGAUGCGCAUACGCUUAAGUUCAAUAUCAAGGACUUGAACGACAAUCAUACUUACAUGAUUAGGAUAUACGCUCGCAAUGAAAUCGGAGUUAGCGAGCCUUUGGAGUCGGACGAACCAUUCAAGGUUAUUCCUGGAGAAGUGGACUCGCAAGCGGACGAGGAGGUAGGCGAGCAGACGGAGAUGACGGAGCCAACGUCGUUCAGCACUCAGACCACGACCUCGUGGAUGCGCGAACACAACAUGGACGCCGACAUUCGCUCCUACGCCCGCGGCUCGCUCCUCCGCCGCGACGAGUACUUCUUCAGAAUAUGGCACUACGCUAAACAACUCUUCAAAUGAUGCGACACCUCCGCGCAUUCAUAAACCUGUGAUAUUUAACGACAAAUAUAUUAUGUUCAUAGUUGGCGGAUAGUAAUGUAUAGAUUACUUCAACUAGACAGUGCCAUCCAACUCUGUCAUUUUAUAAUUUUAUAUUAUAGUUACGAUUUACUUUUUUUUGUAUCAACAUGUAAUAUUUAAUUAUUUAUUUUAGAUAAGGAUCAACUAUUUAUUUAUUUAAAUUAUUAUUAUGAAAUGUCUGUUGACACCAUUUGAGUCUCAUUCAAUACUUUUUAAGGGAGACGUUUUAAAUAUAGGUGCAAAAUAUUUAUUCGAUAAAUUGAGUGAGGCUCAAAUAAUCACCAGACAUAUUUAUUAAAAGAUUUAUUAUAGCAAUUAUUCAAAUAAAA
Molecule: messenger RNA, 26670 nt
Organism: Trichoplusia ni (cabbage looper)
Lineage: Eukaryota; Metazoa; Arthropoda; Insecta; Lepidoptera; Noctuidae
Product: titin-like
Exons: 29
Coding region: 8-26281 (8757 amino acids)
Molecular function (GO): protein binding
Source: RefSeq, a predicted model, not a curated record